AUUUUGUUUUUCUUUUUUUAGAUUUUUAGAUGAAAUAGUUUAAUUAGUGAGUAAUUUAUCUUCAGGAUGGACAAGAAAACAAAAUCUUCAGGUGGAGUUAAGAGAUCCUCAUCUGAAAAAACUCCUAAGAAGAAGGAUUCCCCUAGUUCAAUAAGAAGGAAGCCAAUGAUAACAGAGAGUGAUAGUGAUGAUGACUUUAUACCACCACCUACCAAGAAACCUCCUGUUACUGUGAAGCCCGAGCCACCUGCCACUCCUGUUAAGAGAAAUGUUCCUCCCAGACCACCUGUUGAUGUCAAAAUGGAGUAUGACGUGGCCACGCCUCCUAAACCUCCACCAGUGGAUAGAGAAGUGAAAGUGAAAGCAGGAGUUAAGAGGAAGAAGUCUCCAGCGUCUGAUGAUGGUGAUGAUGAGAAUGGAAUGAAAGAUGAAAACAAUGAUUGGGAGCUAGGAGCCAGGAGACAGUCCUGAUGAUGAUGAUGAUGAUGACUUUAAACCAGUCGCUAAGAAACCAAAGAAAUCAGUUUCAGAUGGUGAGAAAUGUUUGUUAAGAACAUUUUUUAAAUGGUCAUAACUCAAAAA
Messenger RNA from Amphimedon queenslandica, 582 nucleotides. RefSeq names its product WASH complex subunit CCDC53 homolog. Bases 67 to 471 code for a protein of 134 amino acids. The record is from RefSeq and is a predicted model, not a curated record. Lineage: Eukaryota; Metazoa; Porifera; Demospongiae; Haplosclerida; Niphatidae. The transcript is spliced from 6 exons.